Messenger RNA from Lingula anatina, 1679 nucleotides. RefSeq lists its product as uncharacterized. The record is from RefSeq and is a predicted model, not a curated record. NCBI's taxonomy places the organism in Eukaryota, Metazoa, Brachiopoda, Lingulata, Lingulida, Lingulidae. Gene Ontology annotation, molecular function: GTP binding; GTPase activity. Gene Ontology annotation, biological process: regulation of apoptotic process.
CUGCGUAUUUCAUGGUAACAGUGCUAUAAAUAGAAUGCGGAAUUCCCGCUUGGAUCUACAGGUAAUUCCCAUUCAGUAAGUGAGCUGAUAAGAUAGCACACUGAAAGAUGGCGGCCAGGGGAAAGAGAAACACUGGCCCGGCUGCAAAAAUGAAAACGGACGUUUUACUUAAAAACAGGACAUUUUUGAUCAAGAACUUGCAUAUCGACGAAGUGCUAGAAUUACUCUAUCAGGAGAGGAAAAUCGCCAAAACUGAAUAUGAAAGUAUCAACGAAAAGCGAACUCGAUCAAAAAGGGUGAAAAAGUUAUUAGAUGUCUUGGACACGAAGGAUGACACGGCCUACGACGUGUUCAGAAAAGGACUUGAAGAAGGCGACUGUGACCAGGACUUCAUCAUAAGAAAGCUAGAUGAAACUGAGCAAACGACAAUCUCCACAAAAUUAGUGCCCAAACCGAACAAAAACCGGUAUAAAUUGGUAUUAUUAGGUACAGCUGGGGUAGGCAAGACCAACCUGAUGACGGUGUACACUGGAGGGAAGUUCCUAGUGGGGUCCACAGCGACAGUUGGCACGGACUUUGUAUCUAAGAACGUCACUGUGGACACCGGGAACGAGUGUGAAGAGAGCCAAGUGAGUGUUCAGAUAUGGGACACGGCGGGCCAGGAGACUUAUUGUGCCAUGUCUAGAAUGGUGUAUCGGGAAGCACAAGGAGUAAUCUUCGUGUACGACAUAUGCAACAGAGAAAGUUUCGAGAAACUGGAUUUCUUCCUCUCGGAGUUUAGGCAGUACAACAGUCGCUCUGAUAGGGCUGUGAUGAUGCUGGUUGGGAACAAAAGGGACCUGAUUGGGAAACAAGCCUACAAACGUGAGGUGACUCCGGAGGAGGCCCAUGGAUAUGCUGAGGAACGCGGCUUGCACUUCAUCCAUGAAACAUCAGCAGCGACUCAGGAAAAUGUGGAAAAGGUGUUCAAGAUUCUUGUAAAUGAAAUCUACAACAGAAACCCUGGCAGCGGACUGACUCAGAAGGAUGACUCCGUAGUGUCUUUGACAGACGUCAAACUGAAACAUAGAAAGAUGAAAUGCCCGUGUCUUCGGGGAGAAGCCGACUGAAAGUAGUAAUGUUGGUGAUUAUAAUCAGAAAUCAAACUACUGUGUAUGGCGAUUUUCUCCUAAUGUCAUAUAUUGAACUGAGUCAACAUCUUCAGUAUGUAGGGUAUCCCUGCAGCUGGGAUGGAAUUCAUCCGGGAUAACCAAAUACGAGGCUCUGGACACUGUGUGACGUCACUGGCAUACGAGGCUAGCAAACAUGCAUGAAGCCGCGUGAGGUCGGAAUAGCCUUAUAACUGAAAGGCUAUUCCGGCGAUGUCGUCUGAGAAAGCAAUACAGAGUAACGCGUAAAACAUGAUGAAUACAACCAUUGUGCAUGUCAAGAGAACUUAAGAGAAAAUAACCCUCACAAUAAACUUGGAUGAAUUCCGUCAGCUCUUAUCCGUAGUCGCAUUGCACUCACUAGCGCUGUGUCUAACCACUCCCUCAUCCAAAUCUCGCAACAUCUCGCUUCGUUUUAUGCCUAAUCGCGAGAUUAGAACUAUUUUGGAUGAUUGCCCUUGGGAACUGCAAAUCACGCGAAUGAUACAAAAGAUAAACAGUCAUUCGUAUAUAGUUGCGAGAAGUUAAAUG